CGAAACUACGCGACGUCGAAACCGCUUUUACGUCCGCGCUAAUAAAACUCGUUGAAAAUGCAUACAUCAAAAUGGUAGAAUCGCUACAAAUGUUUUUAUUUCUAUUUAAAUCUAAAUACAGACGAAAAUGUUCAUGGUUCUCGCCAUUCCUGUGUUCAGUGCUCAUAGUGUUAUUGUUCUGUGAUGGUGUUCUGUCUAAGUGUGAGGAUCAUACUUGUGUAAACGGUGUGUGUAAAAAUGAUAUGUGCGUGUGUUACGAGGGGUGGCAGGGUCCGGAGUGUCAGUACUGCGGCGGCAAAGUCAAUUUAACAUCACCAACAGGCUUCAUAACAGAUGGGCCUGGUAACUACAGUGUCAGCACCCAGUGUUCAUGGCUGCUGACUCCCCCCAGACUUGGGCCAACCCCCCCACCUCUUCGCGUGCGCCUCGAGAGCUUCGCAACGGAGUGUGGAUGGGACCACCUCUAUGUUUACGACGGUGAUAGCGUUAGGGCUGAGAAAUUACUAGCUGUGUUCAGUGGUGUCUUAGAGAAUGGAGAGUCAAGUUGGACGAGGCAGGUGAUAGCUCGUUCGGGCAGCGCGCUGCUGCACUUCUUCAGUGAUGAUGCGUAUGCCAUGGAGGGGUUUAACGUGACGUAUGCAGCGUACUCCUGUCCUUCUAACGAUCAUAGGACUAAUUGUUCAAAUCAUGGUGAAUGUGAAGAUGGAUCGUGUAGAUGUGAACCAGAGUGGACGGGAGUUGCCUGUGAUGAGCCACUAUGUCCAGAUCCGCGAUUAUGGUGGCUGGAGAUCGUCCCUCGAUCCCCGACGCCCGGAGUAUCACCUACUGUGCCGGCUAGGGCGUGA
This is a messenger RNA of Spodoptera exigua (beet armyworm), 845 nucleotides long. Lineage: Eukaryota; Metazoa; Arthropoda; Insecta; Lepidoptera; Noctuidae. The record is from the annotation of a GenBank genome assembly.